Molecule: messenger RNA, 4402 nt
Organism: Porites evermanni
Lineage: Eukaryota; Metazoa; Cnidaria; Anthozoa; Scleractinia; Poritidae
Source: the annotation of a GenBank genome assembly
AUGGCGGUGAUUUUUGCGUGGCGAGUGUCACAUUGCUUUUAUCGACACUUUUCCCGUCAUCUUUUAGUAAACAGCAUUUUUCGUUCUGCAAGUUAUUUACCACAAACUAGAAUAAUCUUAUAUUGUAAAAGAUCUCUUUGCGGCUACGCACAGAAUAAUGCCUCUAAACUGGGCUUGAUUGAACAGAGUUCCAAGUUUCAACUUGUUUUUACGUGCAAAGUAUGCGACACACGAUCGAGGAAGGUUAUCAGUAAACAAGCUUAUACCAAAGGAGUGGUUAUCGUCAAAUGCCCUGGCUGUAACAAUAAUCACUUGAUAGCUGAUAACCUAGGAUGGUUUUUCAAUGACGAAAGGUGAGAGUAAUUUGCAAAACUUGUUCUUUUUUAUAAUUAUCAGCAGAACUGGUGCUUUCAUGGCAUCGUUUUUAAGAUUAAUUUUGCUACAAUUUUUGACAAUUUUCGGUUGGUAUGUAUAGACAAUUAUAGCAAUGGGCCAAACAAAACUUUCCACUGCAAGACCAAGCAUCACUUAUGUGGCCCAUCCUGAAUCGAAGCCAGAAUACAAGUACUGUAUACAUGGACUGUAUUACAAAAAAUGAUAGGCUUUGUACUACUACAUGAGAAAUUUCUGCAAUUUGAUUGGCUUAGAGCAGUGGUAUUUCAGCUUAAUUUGAAAUACCUGCAUGUGAAAAUUACAAACCUUUUGUGGUAGUAGUAUAAACAAAUAAUAGCAUGAUUUGUAUGUGUUAUUUGGUAUGAAUACUACUUGUGAUAUUUCAAAAUUGUCUCAAAUUUCACUCGCCUCAUUGCUUGUGAAAUUACGUGUAACAUUUUCGAAAUAUCACUUGUGGUAUUUAUGCUAAACAUCACAUCAUGCUAUUACUUAUACUAAUUGUUUCAAGCUCGUUCCCAGGGUUCUCUCCUACCGGCCCUUCGGAGCGAGAGAGAGAGAGACCCUGGAAAAAGUUGGUCACAUGUCUCCCAGAAUCUGGGAGAUUACAAACAAAUGAUUUGGGGGAGGGGCAGGUAAGUGUGAGAUUUGUCUCUACAGAGCGUAGACAGGUCAGUGCAGCCAUCAAACUGUGUACCUGACCUGAUCUUCAACACGGAAAAUAAUGGACAAAGUCCUUUGACAGCGAAAGUGUAACUUCCUGCAGAUUAUCUGGAUGUUAAUUGGAUGUUUAUCAGCGAUGCUUUCAUUUGGCACAUGCAACGGAAAUCACGGAGGAUUGACCGUUUGCGCAGUCGAAAAUAAUUUAGGUAUCCUGGUAGUAGUAUUCAUACUGAAACGCACUAGAUUUGAAUUGCCGUUUAUAUGUUGUGCAGGCCACUUUAGAAAACAAAUGUACAGUAUCUGUAUGUGUUUUCAAGACUACUGUUAUGCAAGGCGCCGAAAACAUGUAUCAAGCGUUGCUGUCCUCACCCUCGACCUCAAACUGCCUCAAAGCAACAGGAAGAGAAUACACGGCUUGGACAGUCAGGCUGAUUGUUAGCUAUUGUUCAAAUGGAAAGAGGUAAAGAGAAUCUUGAAAGAAAAUAUUUUUAGUCAAGGCUCUGUGUUUUUGCAUUUUUUGUCGUCGUUUAUAAUUACCAGGAUAGCCGUAAGCUUCUUUGUUAAAAAAUACUGUAUGAUAUGGCUUGCACAAUUGCCAACCGUUUAAUGUUCCUUAUUAAUUUUCUGGAUGUUUAGGUAUGCUUUAGAGGAUUUUUAGAAAUCACUGAGCCACAUGUGCUUUUAAAUAAAGUUUUCAUAUUGGCCAUAAACAAGAAAGCCUUUCGCUUGGAAGGUUAUGUUGUCUGUUUUGUCUCUGUUUAUACUAUUUCCUGUUGUCUUACAUGUCGCGUUGGUAUAUAAUAUAUUAUUACUUUUAUCUUUGAUCUAUUUACGACUUUUCUUUUGCCGCAUCAAGACAAAGGUUAGGGGGUGGAAAAUGCUUACAUUUUAGGCUAUAGCUUUCCAUGAAGUCACUAGAUCUAAAAUAUUACUUUGAUCGUAAAUGUAUUAACUGAAUUUCUUGCUCUCAAUGUAACUGCCAUGGUUUUGUCAUGCCGAACCGCUAAGACCGCAAAUAGUGUAGGUUUAUUUGGCCCGAUUACCAGCCGCUGUAAAGACAAACAUUGAAACUGUUAAUAGAGAAGUUCAACAUACAGGGAUUUUUUUACAUUCAAAAUUUAACUCGCUUGUGUAUAACUCAAGAUCGUAGAUUUUUAGCGAUUGGUGUCAUCGGUUAAACCAGCGACAAUGCUAGUUUUUGAUUCCUUCUCUGGUAAUUCACUUGUUUAUCUGAUGGUUUUAUUUAGGCAGGAAUUUCCUUUGGUUUCAGUUAUAGUUGUAGUAGGGUUAGCAAAUCUAUCUUGCUGUUGCAAUCACUACAUCGUGAAUAAACCAGACAAAAAAAUGUGAGACAAAGGACUCCUCCCUCAGAAAUAAUUUUGUUCUGGAGCCACGUGACCAGCGUUUUCCAGGGUCUCUCUCUCUCUCGCUCCAAAGGCCGGGUAGGAGAGAACCCUGGGAACGAGGUUGUAAUUGUUUGUGUUGAAGUAUUUUUUUGUGCACUUUGUAAUAUGAUGUCCCAACAUAUGAGAAGAAUCUCUACUCUGUCAAAUGUACAGUACAUGUACAGUAUACAUCAACACAAAAGAUUUCCUCUGAAAAUUAAAUUUGCUGCUGCUGCAUGUGAUCAGUCUUGUUGUAUGGAUGGAAAAUCCAUCCUGAUACUGAGUCAGACUGCACAUGAUAUAUUGGCAUCAAAGUUACUUCAUAGAUCUUCUGUUAGUCAGGCAUAAUAAUUAUUCACAGGGUUUUAGCAAUCUGUUAUGCUUCAUGUAGUGCAAAAAUUUAUCAAUGAAGUACAUUUUGAUGUCUCAGAAAACACAAAGAUAGGAGUUAUCCUCUCUUAUAACCCUACAAAGUCAUGUUGUUGUAAAAAGUUGUGGAAUUUUUACAAUCAGUUAUUGAUUUUGCUAGAUAAUGCCUUCAUGUACAUGGAUUAUUGUUGUGGAUAGCAUUUUUGGUAUUUAAAAAUAUAUCUUCUGAAAAAUAUACAUGUAGAAGUUUUCCAAAUGGUCAGAAAUUGGAGGAAUUUUUAAAACACCAAUGUAAUCUGUGCUUGCCUCUUGGUAAGGGAGGAAAAACAACAAAGCCGAGUGCUUCAGACAACAGCAGAAUGUGUGAUUUUAUUUUUAAACUACAGUUCACAUUGUACAAUAAGCCUUGAAACUCAAUUGGACAGAAAGUCUGAAUAUCAUGUCCUCUAUGAUAGUUAUGAGUGUAAUAUUGUUCUUCCAAAAAACAAACAGUUGAUAAAACAGACUUUUACCAAAGCCCAUUGGUAGCACACGAAAAGCCUUCCAGAAAAUUUGCCAAUGCCACAUAUUUUAAAUUUUGUCCAUCAAAUGAUGGCUUGUUAACAAAGAGGUAGCAUUUACAAUGAACAAUCUAUGGGGUUCAAGGGCAUAUCCCAGACCCUUGAAAACGUUCUCAUGCUACAGUGUACAACCCUGCAUUACUUGCACACCAGUGAUAUAUGUUGUGGUUCAAUUUUCUCCUCAGUUUACAUUUUAUUUCCCUUUGUUUUGAAGUCAUUAUCGCACAUUACCAUACCCCAAAACAAAGAGAAAUAAAGUUUAAACCAAGGAUAAAUUGAAUAAGAAUUGAGGAAAAAGUGCCCUUAAAUCCUCCUUAUCAGGCAUUUUUGGAAAAUGUUGACCUUUACAGGGCUGGUGAAAAGCACAUGCUGAAUAUAAUUAUGAUAUAGUUAUUUUGUUGAACAAAUUUAUCGAUUCCUUUUUUUGAGCUAACAAACUUGAACUGCAUGUAAAAAGUCAGUGUUUAUGACUUUUGGUGUGUGUGCAGUUUGAAACAUUUCUGAUACAUUAAGACACAAAAUCAGAAAACUAGACCUGCCAGACUACGUUACCAAUAAUGCUAAAGUGCUGUAGAAUUUGCAGUGAACAGAUCAGAUGGAAAAAUAAAUGUAUCUUUUUAAAAGCAGGUUACAGUAGUUUUGUAAAUAUUCACAUUUCUAGCAUUUUAGUACUGUCGCUUCAUUCUGGUUUUGACUGUCCCAAGAAAUCCAAUUGAGCAAUCUUUUUUAGUUAGUUAAAAUGUGUUUUCACUUUUUUACAUGUAACCAUACACUGUUGACCCUUUUUGCUGUAUGUACAUGUAAAUCAGUUGUACAUGCAUUUUAUGAUUAAAUUGCCUAUAAAAUCCCUAUUUCACAAAAUACAUUUUCUAUUUAUUUUAUAGGAAUAUUGAGGACAUACUCGCUGAAAAAGGAGAGACAGUGAAGAGGGUUUUAGAUAGUGAUUCCCAAGAGUAUUUUAUUGAAGUUGAAAAGAGCGAUGAAGAUGAACAUGGACAAAUCACCGACAACAAUACAGACAAUAAGAACACGUAA